GAUCACAAAGCGGCGAAACUUGAAACGUUCGCUCAAGCCCGCCCAUAAACAGCGGGUUUGCAGUCUUUGCAGCAGUGCCAAUUUCUACAGAUGUUAGGUGUAUCGGACUCGUGCUCGGUACUUGCCAAGUUGCUCUGGUGAACUGAUAGUAAUUUUGCGGAGCGUUUUUGUAUGUGUGGUUAUUUCGUUAGGAUAGCCGCAACGUUGCAAUGAACGACGCCAGCGCGGGCGUUUUGUCUCAGGCAAUGAACGUCGCCAAGCUAGAAGGCAGAGAAACCGACGAAAAUGAUGCAGAGUCUGACUGCGACGUUGAUAAACUCUCAGGGAGCGAGUCCCCGCCCGUGUGCGGCCAGGUGGCACCCCGGUUCGAGCUCCGGGACGUGCUGGAGCCGGCGUCCGGGGCCGGCGACGAGUGCUACCAGGCGGCCGCCGAGACCAUCAUCUCGCACUGCCGCGAGAAGGCUAUGGGCAACGAGAUCUCGGCCCCCUACGAGGUGCCCCACUUCCCCAUCGAGCUGCACGAGUCGCGCAAGGUCAUGCAGCAGCAGUUCUCUACCAGAGCACAGAAGGAGUUGGAGGAACGCAAAAGCUUCUUUGAUGGAGACAUCAAGGAAAUGGAAGAGAACUUGGCCCAACUCAAUGACGUCGACUUUGUGCCUCACUUCCAGAGAGUUGCCAUAAGUGGGGAAGGCACAUCAGGGGUUCCCCUGGAGGACUUACACCAGGCAUCAAAACUCCUUCUCUCGGCCCUAAGGCUAAGGGAAAAAUACAUGGAAAUGUCCCAGCAGUCCUUCCCCAGAGUAACAAAAAGGUUUCUGGCACCGUUCAAGGGAAAAGGGCAUGCGGAUCCUGAAUCCCCUGAGGAAAUGCUGGAUUCUGCUGAUCAUCCAUUCUACUCUGUACCUAUUGUGACUGAACCCUGGAAUUGUGAAAUUCUAAGCAAUCUAAAUUACCACCUUAAGAUGCACAAUGGGGUUGUACACGUCUACAAAAAUCAAGAGGAUGUAGAUGCAGAGAAGCCCCUGGACUUCCCUUACAUAAACCUCACUCAGUUUGUGAAUGACCUCAACCUCAUGUGCGCUAUGAUUGCCGAUGGACCACUGAAGUCGUUCUGCUAUCGACGGCUGAGCUACUUGUCGUCGAAGUUCCAGCUGCAUGUGCUACUGAAUGAACUCAGGGAACUGGCAGCCCAGAAAGCUGUUCCUCACAGGGACUUCUACAACAUCAGAAAGGUUGAUACACACGUCCACGCUGCAUCAUGUAUGAACCAGAAGCACCUGCUCAGAUUCAUCAAGAAAAUGAUGAAACUGCAUGCCGAUGAUCAUGUCUGCAAAGUUGGUGACAGGUUUUUGACUCUGCAAGAGUAUGGCUGUUUCAGCCGGGGAUUUGAUCAGGAAUUUGAUGGAAAGGUUUUUAGCGCCUUGAAUGUAACAGCGUACGAUUUGAGUGUUGACAUGUUGGACGUCCAUGCUGACCGGAACACGUUCCACAGAUUUGACAAGUUCAAUACCAAGUAUAAUCCAGUAGGAGAAAGCAGACUGAGGGAAAUUUUCCUCAAGACUGACAACUACAUUAAUGGAGAGUACUUCGCAGAGAUACUGAAGGAAGUGAUGAGCGACUUGGAAGAGUGCAAGUACCAGAAUGCGGAGCUGCGGCUUUCCAUCUAUGGCCGGUCGCGGGACGAGUGGGAUCGCCUGGCCACGUGGGCCGUCCGCAACACCAUGUACUCCGACAACGUGCGUUGGCUGGUGCAAGUGCCCAGGCUCUAUGACGUCUUCAAGUCCAACAAGAUUGUCAAAAAUUUCGAAGAGAUCUUGGAGAACAUCUUUAUGCCGCUCUUUGAGGUCACCAACGAUCCCAGCUCGCAUCCAGAGCUUCACCAAUUCCUCCAAUACGUUGUCGGCUUUGACUCUGUGGACGACGAGUCGAAGCCCGAGUACCCUAUGAUCGACAAGGACGUUCCCUUGCCCAAGGAGUACACUGACAGUGAGAACCCGGCUUACAACUACUACCUCUACUACAUGUAUGCCAACAUGUGUGUACUCAACCACUUCCGCAAGAAGCGUGGCCUGAACAUCUUUGUGCUUAGGCCCCACUGCGGAGAGGCGGGUCCCGUCCAGCACCUUGUUGGAGGCUACCUCCUCUCGGAAAACAUCAACCAUGGGCUCCUGCUCAGAAAGGUGCCAGUCCUGCAGUACUUGUACUACCUGGCCCAGAUUGGGAUUGCCAUGUCCCCACUGAGCAACAACUCACUGUUCCUGAACUACCACCGGAACCCCCUGCCAGAGUACCUCAGCAGGGGACUCUGUGUGUCACUCUCAACCGACGACCCCCUCCAGUUUCACUUCACCAAGGAACCGCUGAUGGAGGAGUACAGUAUCGCUGCGCAGGUGUGGAAGCUGAGCAGCUGUGACAUGUGCGAGUUGGCACGCAACAGCAUUGUCAUGAGUGGAUUUCCCCACAAGGUGAAGCAGUACUGGCUGGGCCCCAACUACCAGCGGGAGGGCACCUCCGGCAAUGACAUCACGCGCACCAACGUGCCGGACAUCCGCGUGGCCUACCGCUACGAGACGCUGGUGGACGAGCUGUCCACCAUCUUUCGCACUGUGGAGCCAUCGCCCUAGGCCCUUUCGGUCCCCCUGCUUGUUGUACGUAGUCCACAACCAAGUCGCACUCGCGCGCAAAGGGAGCAGGAAGCAAUCAUGUGCCAAGAAUUCCAGACAUCUUUUCCCGGAGAGCAUCUAUACCAUCCCUUUAGCGUGCGCUCGUAAGCGGGAGGACUGGGCCUCCCCCCUUGGGGCACGAGCCGGGUGCGCUGUGUAAGUUUUGUAGCUGUGAAGAGAGAGUGAACAGUGGUGGCAGCAGCCUUACGAAAGUUGUUGUAUUUUUCUCUCUUGCACGUGACUCUGCAGGUUAAGUUAUUGUCUGAAUAAAAAAAGCUUUCUUUAUGCUU
Molecule: messenger RNA, 2953 nt
Organism: Ixodes scapularis (black-legged tick)
Lineage: Eukaryota; Metazoa; Arthropoda; Arachnida; Ixodida; Ixodidae
Product: AMP deaminase 2
Exons: 17
Coding region: 210-2624 (804 amino acids)
Biological process (GO): IMP salvage; AMP metabolic process
Cellular component (GO): cytosol
Molecular function (GO): AMP deaminase activity
Source: RefSeq, a predicted model, not a curated record